CUGGUGUUCCCUUGGCCCGAGGAACUCUGCUCACACACUGCUAUAAGGAUUUAGGCUUCAUGGAUUUCAUUUGUUCUAUGAUCACAGAUUCAGUAAAGGCAUACUCUGGAUUCGUCAGGGAUGGGAACUGUCCGCAGCUGCGUGUGAUUUUCUCUUUCUAUGCAUCCACCAUUGUUUCUGCACUUGAUGCAGUGGAGAAGAUAACUAACUCUAUUAUUGCCAAACUGCUUCCAUUUGUACAACUGGGACUGAAAUCUAACCUUUUAGACUACGUGGCUGCCACUUACAUGAUUGUGUGUCAGAUGGCAGUGAAGGUAGUAAUGGAGGCUCAGCUGGUUGACUCUCUGACUGUUCAGUUGUGCAAGUCUCUACGUCGAAUGCCUCGGCUGUCCAGAGAGGGUUUGAGCUGCAUUGUCAUCCUCUUGCAGAACCAGAAAGAAGGAAUUGUUGGUCCAAAGGCAUUUGGAUACAUGUGUGCUAUCCCCACCCUGGUGUCCACUCUCCAGAGUAUAGCAACAGUUCAUGACAUCAGUCCCCUGCUGCGUUAUCUGCUGCCCCAUCUCAUACACUUUGUGAUGACCCAGGAUGAUGAGCAGCAGAAUGAAAGUUUGUCAGACAGUACUGGACUAUUACAGUCAGUGUUUCAGGACCUUCCACUGUCUGGCAACCUGGAGAACACUGCAGCCAAGUGUUCGGUGCUAAAAGAGGCUGUGCGAGUUCUCGAUGACCCGUGUAUUUUUGAGGGCAACCCAGAUCUUAAGGCACAGAUUAGUUGGGAGAUUCUGCCCUUCUUGGUGUUGACCAAUGCUGCGCCCAAGUGUGUGGAGCUGCAAAUGGCAUCUUGUGUUGCUGAAACCACUUUGCUUUCCCAGCAUCCCCUUACUCAUGGUUGGGCCAAAG
Molecule: messenger RNA, 900 nt
Organism: Sinocyclocheilus grahami
Lineage: Eukaryota; Metazoa; Chordata; Actinopteri; Cypriniformes; Cyprinidae
Product: HEAT repeat-containing protein 1-like
Exons: 6
Biological process (GO): positive regulation of transcription by RNA polymerase I; maturation of SSU-rRNA from tricistronic rRNA transcript (SSU-rRNA, 5.8S rRNA, LSU-rRNA)
Cellular component (GO): t-UTP complex; small-subunit processome; 90S preribosome
Molecular function (GO): snoRNA binding
Source: RefSeq, a predicted model, not a curated record